AUGGCCUCCUACUCAGCCCAAUACUACGCGUCCGCCGUGCCCAUCCCGUCCAAGGACAGCACAUACGAAUACCCAUCCUACGCCGCAUACGGCGACAGCAGCAGCAGCUACUACAACGACGCCAUCCCCUCCCACACCACCUCUUCGUCCAACUACCACCACCACCACGCGCACCACCCAUCCAGCUCCUCCUACUCCGUCUCGCCCCCGGACCACCUCGACCAGUCCGUCGUGUCGUCGGCCAGCGGCCCCACAUACAGCAAUGCCGGGCUGACAACCGGCUACGCCGACGACUACUGCGACUCGUCGGCCGCGUCGUCAGCCGCCGGCGUCGACUUCAACGAGUACAUGCAGGACCGGUUCGCCGAGACGUUCGACCCGCUGCCUUUGGACCGGAGUCUGGCUGUGCAGGCGCAGACAUCCGGCACCCUCAACGCCAAGCACCGCGAGCUCAUGGACCUGCAGGCGAAGGCGCAGGCGCGUCUGGUCAAGGCGCGCGGCCGCUUCGCCGAGGGCCUGCAGGACGCGCAAGAGGUGCGGUCGAACCUCGAGUGGACGUCCAAGAAGGUCUCAUCUAUGAAGAAGAAGGCCGAGAAGAAGCACUCGAAAGAGUACCAGAAGGCCCGCCAACGCUACCCGUCGCCCGAGUACUAG
Molecule: messenger RNA, 654 nt
Organism: Anthostomella pinea
Lineage: Eukaryota; Fungi; Ascomycota; Sordariomycetes; Xylariales; Xylariaceae
Source: the annotation of a GenBank genome assembly